AUGGAACGCAAACGGGUAGCAAUCGUCGGCAGCGGCGUCUCCGGCAUCAGCGCACUAUGGACGCUGCGCAACGCAGGCUACGAGGUUCAUCUCUUCGAAGCAGCAGACCGCCUAGGUGGCCACACAAAUACAGUCCGUUGGAAACACAAUGACCUCGAGACGCCUGUUGACACCGGCUUUAUCGUUCUCAACACUGCUACAUAUCCAAACUUCAUCCAGUUUCUAAACGCUGUAAACGUCAGGACUGAUGCCUCGGAAAUGACUUUUGGAAUAUCACGAGAUGCAGGUGCAUUCGAGUGGUCAGGCACAUCACUAGGCGCCCUGUUCGCUCAAUCUUCCAACGCCUUCAAGCUCUCCUUCUGGCGCAUGAUCUUCGACAUUGUUCGCUUCAAUCAAUUCGCUCUAGACCUGCUGUCGAUACCUCCAGGGUCGGCUGCUGCCAAAGAAGCGAACCAGGAGAGCAUCGGUCAGUACCUGGAGAAGCAUGGCUACUCAGACGCUUUCCGAGACGACUACCUGAUCCCAAUGACGGCGUGUGUGUGGAGUACAGGAGCGGAUAAGUGCGCUUUGGAGUUUCCUGCUUUGACCCUUGUGCGGUUCAUGUGGAACCACCAUCUGUUAACGACAGUGAGCGAGCGGCCUCCGUGGCUGACCGUGCAUGGCGGAUCCAAGAAUUAUAUCGAUGCCGUCAUGAGAGAAUGCAAAGACGUGCACUUGCAUCUCAGUACACAAAUCGAAUCCAUACAACGAAAAGAUGGACGCGUCCGCCUCGGCACAGGAGGCAAAGCCGCCGCCAAAGAGGAAUUCUUCGACUCCGUAAUCCUUGCCUGUCACGGCGACCAAGCGCGCUCCCUUCUCGGUUCUUCUGCCACGCUCGAAGAAAGUGAUAUUCUCGACGCCUUCGAAACCACGCCCAACAUCGCAUACCUCCACUCCGACCUCAGCUUGAUGCCCAAACGCCGCACCGCCUGGUCAGCAUGGAACUACCUGACCACCACUUCACCCACACCUUCGGCUCCCAACCCUUCUGGGACCCUUCAAACAGUGAGCUUGACGUACAACAUGAACAUCCUCCAGCACAUCCCUGUCUCCAAGUUCGAUAACGUGCUUGUCACACUCAACCCUGAGAUACCGCCUGAUCCAGCUUUGACGCAGGCACAGUUCGAGUACAAACAUCCCCUGUACAACGCACGCAUGGUUGCCGCGCAGGAAGAGUUGCACAGGAUCCAAGGUAAGAACGGUGUUUGGUACGCGGGAGCUUGGACAGGAUAUGGGUUCCAUGAAGAUGGAUUCAGCAGUGGAAUGAAGGUUGGUUUGCAGUUGGGUGGUAGUGUACCGUGGGAGGUACAAGAUGCCAAGUUUAGCCGGGGGUUAAAGCCCGAUUUGAAUUGGAAGGACUGGGCUGUGAGGACCGUAGUUGUCGUGAUCCAGUUGUGGAUUAUGGUGUUGGAGAGGCUUGUGGGGAGUAAGAAGCAGAGCUUGUACAGUAAUGGGGAUGGUUCGAUCGAUGGUAAGACAAAAGCUACGUAG
This is a messenger RNA of Ascochyta rabiei, 1530 nucleotides long. RefSeq lists its product as uncharacterized. The transcript has 2 exons. The record is from RefSeq and is a predicted model, not a curated record. Bases 1 to 1530 code for a protein of 509 amino acids. Gene Ontology annotation, molecular function: oxidoreductase activity. NCBI's taxonomy places the organism in Eukaryota, Fungi, Ascomycota, Dothideomycetes, Pleosporales, Didymellaceae.